This is a messenger RNA of Oldenlandia corymbosa var. corymbosa, 3967 nucleotides long. The record is from the annotation of a GenBank genome assembly. Lineage: Eukaryota; Viridiplantae; Streptophyta; Magnoliopsida; Gentianales; Rubiaceae.
UUAAAUUAUAUUUCCAGUACAAUAGUUUUAUUAAGGUCAGGUAAGAACUGUAUAAAAGAGUAUUCAUUUCACCAGACACCAGCAAUGGAGGCAGGCAGGUGAGUCCAGUGGCAGUAGUGAGAGAUAGAAAGAGAGAGGAUUAAGAUUUGGGAAUCUGCUUUAUUUACGGGCUCUCAAUCACUUCUUUUUUGCCGAAAAAUCCAAAAACAUUUGUUAACUUUCCUUUUUCUCUCUCUCUGCUACAAUUAACACUAAUUUAAGUAAAAGAAAAAAGAAAUUUCAGUUUAAAUAUUCCUUUUGUAGAAGAAACAAUCGGCAAUAUCUGACCUCGGAUUUAUAGGCUUCUGUGUCUCCAUCGUCAGGAAUCGAAUCAUCCAUUAUCGUAUCAAUCAACAACCCCCAGGUUUCUAAUUUCUCUCUUUCUGCUUUUAUCUUUUGUCUUACGCCAUCGUUUGGUAGCUCCUUCCUUCCGUUAUUGAACUUUUUGUUUUGAUCAAGAUUGGUUCUAGAUUAUUCGAUCUUUGAAAAAAAAAAUGGAUUACCUGAAUUGGGUUUACUUUUUACCCUUUUGAUUGAUGAAGCUGAUGAGGGUUGUCUUUACAUUUGAUCGUGAUUCGUGAAUUUGCAACGUUUCAACCCCUUUUGUCUAUAUGUUUGGAGUUGAAAGAAAUAACCUUUCUUCCUUGAAAUUGUUUGGCCUAUCAUUCUAUCACCUGGGUUGAUUUAGCUCGAUCAUUUCAUUCCACAGAAAACCCAAUUUCUGGGAACGUAUGAAUAAAAGAAAUAAGAAUGUUAUUUUAGGUGCGUUAAGGGCACCGACAUGGUAAUUUGUGGUUGGUUGCUAGCAUGAAUGACGUUUUCUUUUUACUUUUUGGACGGCUGACUUGGUGCUUGUUCUGGAAUUUGACCGGUCAAUUCAAGUAGAAUGGUCUAUGGAUUAGUCCCUGCUUUUCUGGUGGUGGCUUCUUUAGUGUUUCUUAGUGCCACACUUCUAUCUUUGUCUUCCUCAAUUUCUGCAAUAUUAACAUUGUUGGUUUUGUUUGGUCAAUGCAAACCGGAUGUUUUUCCGUAUUUGUCUCUGGCUUUCUGGUGCCUGAUUGCUAGUGUUUCUUCAUGCAAAAUUCAAUCUUUUUUUCGAUCCUCUUGCAGGUAAUAACUUACAUUGACUGUUUGCUUUAGGUUACAUUAAGAAAGAGCUUUGGAAUUAUUACUGAUAGAGAGAGGGUGCUGGUUCGCGAAGUGGUUUGACCUCUGCGAGCUUAGGGUCCUCUCUCAUUUCCUGGGUGUAUGGCUGCUGGAAUCAAAAUUUCACAGUUUUGAUGAUCCUCAAUAUAACAGGCUUGGAGUAUAUAUAGUUGGUUGUAUUGUGGUAUCAUGGGUUCUGUUUGUUGUUGCUUCCAGGAUGAAUGUGAAGAACUUACAAACCCGAACAGCUCAUUAUAUCGGAACUGUAUAUGCCUUCGAUGUUUUCUUCAGAAUUGCUUCCGCUUGUAUACGUCUUUGAUUCACAGGGACGACCAUCUUGCCAUUGCUUCUUCGACUCAGGCAGCAACUUCCUUGAGUUCCACUGCAUCGCUUGAUAACUCUUUAUCUGACAUGUACCGGUCUCCUCCAAGGCCAUUGCCUUAUGAUGCCGAUCCAAGAUUUUUCCGCUUGCAGCGGGAUGGAUUGGUAUCAAGAAGGGAGAAGGGGUCAAGCCAUUCCCACGAAGAGACCGAACCCCUGAGAAGAAGUGAGGUUGAUGAAGAUUCAGAAUCACCCAGUACAGGAGGUAAAUGGAAUGAGUGUGCAGGUGUAGAUGAAUCAAAAGAAUAUAAUUCCAGAUCCUCAUUGAAGCUCUCUGCAGUAAAAACGACUACUGGAUUUGCACAUAUUUAUUCGUCUUCGUCUGACGAUGAAGAUGUUUGUCCAACUUGCCUUGAAGAAUAUACCACUGAAAAUCCAAAGAUAGUAACCAAAUGCUCGCACCACUUCCAUCUUGGUUGUAUAUAUGAGUGGAUGGAGCGAAGUGAUAGCUGUCCUGUUUGUGGGAAGGUGAUGGCAUUCGAUGAGACGCCUUGACAAGUGGUCAACGAGGAUGAAUGCAGCACCUAGAGGCAACAAGAAAAAAGCUCACUCGGGGAGACACAGACGUGUAAAGCCACUGUAAAUAUCACAUGCUUGAAAUCUUCUAGUCUUACAUAGUAAAUGUAAGAACCAUUGUUUGUUCAUGGGUAUGGGUUUAACCUGUCUUGUAACAUUUCAUUCUGUCCUUUUUUUUUUUAAUGUCCCUAACUGUAUUUCAAUGGGAAUACCUUCCCAGCAGCAGUUCUCUCCUUCGCAUGGGAAGGAUAUAGAUAUAAGUAGGAUUCAGAUGAAUUUGGGGAGAAGAUUAUGAUAUGGGAAAACACAUGUAGAAAGCCAAUUCGUGGCCCAAAAUAAGGCCAACGACUGAAGAAAGAAAUUUGAUUUGGUUUUUCUUCUAUUCCCACUCCAGAGUACUACCCCUAUGGCGGAAUGUUUACUGGUUCAGAAUAGUCCUCGAACGUAACUGUGAAGUAGAAGUUACUUAUAUAUUUAGGGAUGGUGAUGGGGGGUAAAGGAAAUGUACUUGUUUCCAAACAGAAAUUAAAUUCUAAUACAACUAUCGCAACUCAACGAAGAUCAGAAUGAAAAGACCCGGUUGCUUACAGUGUUUUUGUAUGGGAUAACCGCUUGCCAACACAGAAUAAGAAUUGUUACAGUGGAUGUUGUCAACACAAUACAGGUUAUAAAACACUGAUGGAUUCAUAGUUUUGUUUAACCAGCCAGGAAUCUUUCCCUUUGCUCCUUAUAGUACUCCAUCAGUUUUUCUCUGUCCGGUAGAUUUUCCUUGAUCACGGGCUCUUCCAUGAACUUUUCCAGCCAUGCAUGUAAGUGAGGUAAAUUGGUGGGCUUCACAAGUUUUAUACCCACAAUCUCUUCCAUGCAUCCAAGCCAAUGAGCAAAAAACCCGAAUGACAGGUCCACUGCGUUAAUCGAUUCGCCACCAAAAAAUUUCUUGCUCCCUAAGCCUUGCUGCUCAAUGAUUUUCAGAACUUCCAAUGACUGUUUGGCAGCCUCUUCCUUCUGUCCUUCACCAGCUCCGAGAAAUUUGUAAAAGACUCGACCCUGUUUUGUUAUGGCAAAAAGCCAAAUGUUUGAACUAUGUUUUACCACAAUAAUAUAUCAGGAGCAAUUUAUGCCAAGUCUAUUUAGGCCUAUCUGAUUUUUCAUUGGAGUUUUAAGGAGCAUAAAAUAGUGAAUUGUGGAGGAGUUACCUUUUCCAUUCCAAAGUUUAUCCAAAAUCUAGCCAUGGCUUUUGCAAAAGCAUCUUCAGGGAAGAGGGGAUAUGGCUUGGGCCAUGUUUCUUCAAUGUAUUCCUGGAUCACAGAGGACUCCGCAAGGGAUUUGCCUCCAUGAACGAGUACAGGAACCUUCUUGUGAACGGGAUUAUACUUCAGAAGUAAAUCACUCUUGUUAGAGAUAUCUUCUUCUAUGUAUUCAUACUUGAUGCCCUUGAAUUUCAGAGUCCAUAUCACUUUGUACACAGGGAAGCUUGGCCAAAAACCGAAAAGCUUCACUUCUUCAUCCAUUAUUGCCUUGUGGAACUUAUUAGGAUAAGGGUGGUUUUUGCUCCUCUUUGUUAAAAGCUAUAUACUACCUUUCUUAUUUGGUUUUUGGUUACACUUUUGGAGAAACGGGAAUCACUUGUGUCCAAAAAAAAAAAAAAGAGAGAGAAAAGUUUACAUCAUUCUCAUGUAGUGGGCCUCUUCAUUCAACAUUUUAAGGUGAUGAUGGUAAGUCUGAUUAAGACAGAGUAACCCAUCCAUUGAAGUGCAUCAUUGUUUUACACCUCGAGGCUUUUUUGGUCCAAAUUGGCAACGCGAAAGUCAAAACCAGGGCACAAAGUCACAAAAGGCACCAAGUCACUGGUAGUACGAAGAACUAGAUCGUUUUUCCGUCCCGA